UCCGGCUGGCUCGAUGCCUCCCCCCCUCCCCUAACCGCCGCCGCCGCCGCUUCCCGGCCCAUGCCCCGCUUCGCCUCUCCUCGCCGCUGGGACUGCUGCUACGCGAGGUCGGGGAUCCGACGGGGCGAGCAGGCCGCGAUACACCUCCGGGCCUCGCUCUCCAGGUUCCCUUCCUUGAUACCCAUUGUGAUGCCUGCAUCCUUUAGGAUGUCCCAUCUGCUGGUGUCUGCUUUGGUUUGAGACGUACCGCGGUGGGGAAUUGUUGUGCCCAGUGCAACGAGCUUGUCACCUCCAGGUUUGGGAGCAAUUGCUGUGAACUCAGAUCUCCUAAAUUGCUUUGCCUCAGUCGAGAAGCUGAAGCCCUUAUUGUGGAAACCCCGAUUUCUUUUCCCCAGCAUGUCAGAAAGCUGGCCGCAGCAGCCCCCACAGCAGCAGCCGCCGGCACCGCACCAUGCUGGGACCACUGCCCUACCGGAGCAUCCCAUCCCCUCUAGUGCUGUGGUGGAGAAUCCCUUGGGCUGUGCCGUCUACGGCAUCCUCCUCCAGCCAGAGCCCAGCAGCCUGCAGCACCACCCUUCCAUCCCAGCUGGUGGCGGAGAGCCCUCCACAAAAUGCGGGCUGUGUGGGCACGACUUGGGGCACCUCUCAAACCCCCAGGAGCACCAGUGCCUGCAGGGGGGCCACGACCGCUCCUUCCAGUGCACCCAGUGCUUGAAGAUCUUCCACCAGGCCACCGAUCUUCUGGAGCACCAGUGCCUGCAAGUGGAGCAGAAGCCCUUUGUCUGUGGCGUCUGCAAGAUGGGCUUCUCCCUGCUCACCUCCCUAGCCCAGCACCACAACGUCCACAACGGCAGCGCCGCCGUCAAGUGCUCCAUCUGUGAGAAGACCUACAAAGCUGCGGCGGCUGCUGUGGCAGCCCCCGAGGAGCCUGCGCCACCGCAGCAGCCUGCCGCACUCAACCGGACUCCCGUGGAGAAGCCCUACAGCUGCUCCAUCUGCCAGAAGCCCUUCAAGCAUCUCUCAGAACUGUCGCGGCACGAGCGUGUCCACACCGGGGAGAAGCCGUACAAGUGCAGCCUCUGCGACAAGAGCUUCAGCCAGUCCUCCCACCUGGUGCACCACAAGCGCACGCACAGCGCCGAGCGGCCCUACAAGUGCACCGUCUGCGAGAAGGCCUUCAAGCACCGCUCCCACCUGGUGCGCCACAUGUACGCCCACUCUGGGGAGGCCCACCUCUUCCGCUGCAACGUCUGUGAGCUGCACUUCAAGGAGUCCUCCGAGCUGCUGCAGCACCCCUGCACGCCCAGCGGGGAGCGCCCCUUCCGCUGCGGCGCCUGCCACAAAGCCUUCCGGCGCCCCUCGGACCUCCGGCAGCAUGAGCGCACCCACAGCACGGAGCGCCCCUUCCAGUGCGACCUCUGCCAGAUGAGCUUCAAGCAGCAGUACGCCCUCAUGCGCCACCGCCGCACCCACAAGGCGGUUGUGGGCACCGCCGCCCCACCAGCGCCUUCCGCCGAGCAGGAGCUGCCAGUGGGGCCGUUCAAGUGCUCCCUGUGUGAGAAGGGCUUUGUGCAGCCAGCCCACCUCCUCUACCACCAGCACGUCCACGGCAUCGAGAACCUCUUCAAGUGCAACGCCUGCCAGAAGGGCUUCAGCCAGUCCUCGGAACUGCUGCGCCACCGCUGUGUGCAGAGUGCCGAGCGGCCCUUCAAGUGCGCAGCCUGCAGCAAGGCCUACAAGCGAGCCUCGGCCCUGCAGAAGCACCAGCUGGCCUCACACUGCGCCGAGAAGCCCCUCCGCUGCACCCUCUGCGAGCGCCGCUUCUUUUCCUCCUCCGAGUUCGUGCAGCACCGCUGUGACCCAGCCCGCGAGCGGCCCCUCAAGUGCCCAGACUGCCAGAAGCGCUUCAAGUACGCCUCCGACCUGCAGCGCCACCGGCGGGUUCACACCGGGGAGAAGCCCUACAAGUGCCCCGCCUGCGAGAAGGCCUUCAAGCAGCGCGAGCACCUCAACAAGCACCACGGCGUCCAUACCCGGGAGCAACAUUACAAGUGCAUGUGGUGCGGGGAGCGCUUCCUGGACCUGGGCCUCCUGCAGGAGCACAGUGCCCAGCACACCUCCACUGAGAGCACGUACCCCGUGGCGCCCUGCCUGCCCUGAGCAGCUCCCCCUACUGGUGGGAAAAGGUUCAUGUCAUCCUCCAUGCCCUGUUAGCGCUGGGCUUAGGCUACGGCAAGCGACUAGGCCAUGUGGGUCCCUUUCCUUCUCCUUUGCAGACCAACCUGCGAACAGUGGAGGGGGUGGAGGGGGCUGGAGCAAGCAGUGGUGGCCUCUGUGUGAGCACUGGGCUCAGCAAUUGGUCAAUUUGGCCCAUUUAUUUCUAUGAAUGGGCUGAGUGUACCUUUGGAACCAGCUGUGACUCAGCCUGCUUUGUUGCUCCAGGCGCAGUGUCUGUUUUUUGGGCCAACCAAAUCCAGAUCCUCAUCUUCCCCCACCCCCACCCCUCAUGAUUCAUUAGUGUCUACAGAGGGGAGUGUGAUAUUCAAAGAAAUUUGCCACAUUGGGUUCUUUGCUGCUUGAAAUUUAUAGGGCAGGACUCCGCAGCAAGGAAAGCCAGGCAGGUGAAAUGGUGAGAGAUGGACUUGGUGGGCACGGUUUCCCUUAAGGUGCCAUCCCUAGGGAAAUUCUGCUUGUGUGCGUCUGUUCAGUUCAAGCGUAUAUCCGAGAGAGAAGGCCCCAGAGCAGCCAUGCCUUGUGCUCCUCUACCUGGCUUCCGUUGUCCAAAACCGUCAGGGCUGGAGGCUUUUCAUUUCCUCCAAACACCGGAGCUCUCAAGGUGCUGUCUAAGCCAGCGGUGUGAGUGGUCCCAGGGCAGCGUGAAAGGUGACAGAGAUGGAGG
Messenger RNA from Lacerta agilis (Sand lizard), 2899 nucleotides. It is a transcript of the gene ZNF319, whose product is annotated as zinc finger protein 319. Bases 397 to 2160 code for a protein of 587 amino acids. Gene Ontology annotation, biological process: regulation of transcription by RNA polymerase II. NCBI's taxonomy places the organism in Eukaryota, Metazoa, Chordata, Lepidosauria, Squamata, Lacertidae. Gene Ontology annotation, molecular function: DNA-binding transcription factor activity, RNA polymerase II-specific; RNA polymerase II transcription regulatory region sequence-specific DNA binding. The record is from RefSeq and is a predicted model, not a curated record. The transcript is spliced from 2 exons. Gene Ontology annotation, cellular component: nucleus.